Messenger RNA from Ruditapes philippinarum (Manila clam), 3922 nucleotides. RefSeq lists its product as uncharacterized. The transcript has 2 exons. Lineage: Eukaryota; Metazoa; Mollusca; Bivalvia; Venerida; Veneridae. Bases 1278 to 2246 code for a protein of 322 amino acids. The record is from RefSeq and is a predicted model, not a curated record.
UUGAUUUAAUGCAAAAAUCAAGUCUUUGUACUGAUGAUGCUACUCUUGAUACUUAAUGGUACAUAUAUGAUUUAAACUUUCACGAUCUCUGAUAAGAUGCAUAAAUGAUACUUUAGGGUGAAGAUAUAAAGAUAGUUCUAAUAUUGUUAUACAAAAUAUAACAGCUAUAACUUUUCGGAAAGAUAGAUAAACACUUUUAAAAGUGACUGAUCAUUCAGUUCUAUUUUUAAAAAAAUAUGGGUUUUAGUCAUAUCAUGUUAGAUAUUAUAUUAGGAAUAUUUAUUUGCUUAAAACGCUUUCUUAAGUCAGUUUUUUUGGUGUGUUCGUGGCCGAGUGGUUUAUGUCGUUGGCUUCAAACCACUCCGCCCUCACUGCUUUGGGCUUUUAUCCCAACAAACACUUUAGAUACUUUCAUGUGCUGAAGUUAACCAGCUUACGGAAAACCAGUGGUUUGUGCCUGAAAUAAUGUAUAAAAUGGCACUUGAGGUCUUCUACCACCAGUUAAACUGGAAAGUCGCCAUAUGACCUAUACUGAAUAAAAUUAUCACAAAAAGCUAUACAAAAUAUACAAAAUAUAAAAAAAUACAACAUACUUUGACAUAUCAUUUUUUCAAUAAUAGGAUAAUUAUAUCUUAAACAUUUGAAGAUUUACUUUGACAUCUAUACAUGUAUUUUAGAAUUAUCUUCUUAACACACAGCAGUUAUAAUACCCGACAUUAAAUCAUAGUAAGACAGUCAGCGUUGUUUUCAUACAUUCUAACUUCAUCAUAAUCUAAUUUAUUGUUUAUCAAAAUAGUUUUAUAUAGAUACAUUCAAGAAUUAUUAAUGAUUUUUUAUUGCAAAUAUUCUCCUGCUUAGCUAAAUAGGGAGAGUAUUGGAUUAUGGGUAGCUAGUGAGGCGAAAUUACUAGGUUGAUGCAACGUAAAACCCAACAAAAAAUAAUUAAAAAAAAAUACAAUAAUUUUAUAAAACAAAAAACAAUUUGCCUACACAGUAUUAUGGGAAGAGAUCAAUCAUAUUUACUUUUACCUGACAUUAUCUUUAGUGCUUUCUUUAUGAAUACAGAGGUGUCAAACAAGAUUUGGUAUAAUGCUACGUCAAAAACUCACAAAGGAAAUACGCCAAACGUUUGAAUAGAAAAUCCACAAUAUUCGUGUACGAAAUUCACCUAUGUGGUAUUACUCUAAAAAUCCUCUGAUUAAAGUUAUUUGAAUUUCUUUCCAGAGAUAAACGCUGUAUACAUUGCAGCUCCAGUUGCCUCUUGUCUUGUUGUUUUGAUGGUGCUUCUUUUAUUUCUUUGGUGGCGACAUAAUAAAUGUAAUCUCUCUGGUACGCUGCGAACACUAAGGAAACGACACCCGGGUACAUUGAUUACAAAUAAGACAUACAAAGCAAGCGGUAUGGGUAGACAUAGGUCCAUGGAUGUAAUACGUCAGUCUGAAGUUAAUGAGUAUGCAGAAAUAUCUUUAGAUAACAUGAAUACUGACAAUCCCAUGGGAGAUGAUUAUCAAGAAAUAAAGGAAACAAAUGAUGAUAAAACUGACAGAAAUAAAUCGUAUGCACAUAUUAAGCUAUCAGACACGGACUUUGUUGGUACGAAUGAUACGAACUACUCUCAUAUAGAUAUUGGAAAGGGGGGAAAUAGCAUACAAUUCGAUAAAACAUACGCACAUUCAAACGCAGUUGAUGCGUCAAAUAAACCUGAAAUGAGCUGGAAGGAUAAUUUCGAGACAUACAACAAGUUGAACACUGUGAUUCUGACGGAGAAAAGAGUACAAGACGGCGAAGACACUGACACAGAGUAUAACCAUGCUCAUUCCGGAGGUCAAGAUCCAAAAUAUGAAGAGAACAACUAUUCGCAUCUGGCUUGUGAAGCUACCUCGAAGUCGGCAUCACAAGAAUCUGAAGAAUCUGCUGAUAGUAACAAAUACGAAGACAGAAACAAAACCAGUGCAAACAAAAACAUUACUCAGCUAUCCAAAGGCACUUGUCUAGAUACAGAUUAUGAAUUUGCAAAAGAUAAUGACGAUCUUGGUAGCAGUGGAGUGUCUGAAUUUGCGAAGGAAACACACCAGAUAUUUGAUGGAACAAUGCAUGACUAUUUCAUCUUAGUGCCGGACCCAGCAGUAGAUAUGAAAUCCUUUCAUGUUGUUGAAGAUAAACUCGGCGAAAAGGAACAUGAAAACCACGAACAAAAGAAUCAUGAUUAUUUCGUAUUGGAGAAAACUGAUGCAUUAACUCAUUAAAUAAAAAGUUUUAUAUUAUCUGCUUAACAGAAUUAUAAUGUAGAUUAAUGUGGAAUAAAAUAGGGUCUCGUUUAAGCAUAAAAGUGUUAAUUGAUAUUGAUCUGGUGUGCUAAAUGAACUAUACGGUCAACAUUUAAGUAACUUUAUCAUUAUUAAAUUUAUAUUCUUAUAGAAUACAAGUAUAUAAUGACAUGCCUGGUUAUUCAAUCAUAAGACAUUACGUGUAUAUAAAGAAUUUAUCACUUUACGGAUUUUAUUGUCAUAUUUGAAGCGAAAUAAAGUAGUGUUAUUUGUAAAUAAAAAAAUCACCAUCAGCAGAAGUGUGUAAUCUGUAAGUUAGUUCUCUAUUAAAACAUUAUUAUAAUAUAAACGUGAGUUUUUGAAAAUCUUAUUCACAUUUAUCAAUAGGACGUAAGUAUCGGCCUGUGUGUCAGUGUUAGUUUAUAAUCAUAUUUUACUUCGUACAUCGAAAUCCUUCCGUUAAAUAUAGUUUCAUUAGAUGACAUUGUAUGAUUUAAUGUAAUAAACCUAUUACGUAAUUAUUUGCAUAUCAAAUGUUUCAUUGAAAGAUUGGCUGUCGUAAAAAGAUUUUUUGGGUGUUUAAUCUCCCUCCCUUGAACCCUCUCCCUAUUAUUGUUCCGUACCCUGCUGAAUGCUGAGUGUCUUGCUGAUGAGCAUGUGUGGCUGGGUCGGAAGUCGGAAGCUACGUUCUCCUUUCAACGUCGCCAUACCUUGUUGAUCUUUGUACUCAUUUUACUUUCAAAGGUCACAAGAAGCUCAAGAUUUAAUACUUCAUAAAAAUCAUUUUAAAUAGUUCUUUAUUAAAUGACACAGAUGAUAAGAUAGAAAUCGACCUAAAUUGUCACGUCAUUUAUGACGAUUUCUUUGCUUAGUUUUGAUAUUUCGAUUUUCGUUGUUUUAAUGCAGCAUGCCUCCAGAUUGAUCCUAACUUUCAUGAAAAUUUUGAAAAUGUUUAAGAAGUAAAAUAUUAUGAAGUAAACAAAGAAAGUAAUUUUCAAAUUGCAAACAGCACUUACAGUCCAUGGAAAUUACUAAAAAGAGGUCAAAAUAUGCAAAAUUAAUCGUUACUGCGUUAGUAACGCAGUAAAAAUUUGGUGAUAAAUACUGCAAAAUCAGUCAUGUAUCGCACAAAACAUAUUAAUUAUUAUUUGAAUAUUGAAUCUUUUUAAAUAAACAGUUGAAUUAUGUUAAGUGACAAAAUAAAUUAUAAAUUGUCCACUUCUGUCGGAUUUCACUGAUGGAAUGUCAAUUAUUUGGAUCACGUUCAAGUUUAGCAUCCUCACUAAUUGUAUGAGGCUCAUAUAUUGCAAUCAAUACAGAGUUGAUCUUGAAGACAGUGUUAUGAUGAUAAUAAAAUAAAGCUAUAAUCAUGCAUGUGAAAGUUAAGAAUGUAAACUAUGAUUAAAAAAAUGUUUGUGGUGCUGCAUGUCAAAAUUCAAUUGAACAGUAUUUAGCUGUGAAAUAGUGUAAAAUAGAAAAAAAAGUUUGUAUAGUUCAUGUAAUUAUUUUUGUUCUUCGACUCUUACUUCAAAAUAUAUUAUGUUCAUCUUUGGGGACACAUAUUUUUAUCGCGGAUAUCUAAUAAAAUGUAUGAAAUUCUCACUCAAUAUGUCUCAUUUGAAUAAAAGAAUGUACGGCUAAUCUCAGCUAUUAUU